AUGUCGUGGAAACUUACCAAGAAGCUGAAGGAAACCCAUUUGGGUCCUCCCUCCAUCUUCUCUAGAUCCGGCUCAACAUCUACCAUCACAGACAAGGAUGAAAAGCUAGGAGCGCCCCCAACCAGCUCCUCGACUCCUGCCCCUCCGGACAAUGCCAUCGCUGCCUCAGAGGCCAUGGUACAACAACCUGUUCUGACGCCACCGAAGCCCGGUAUCCUCGUUGUCACACUCCACGAAGGUCAAGGAUUCUCCUUGCCCGAGCAGCACCGACAAGCUUUUGCCUCAUCAGGUCAUCAGGGCUCCGUGUCAACUGGCAGCGCGCUGAGCGGCUCCGUGCGGCCAGGAUCGAGGGGUGCCCCGUCCUCCUUUGUAAAUGGCCGACCUCAGACCUCGGGAGGCGGCUUUCAAGGAAUCCCUACCAACCACGGCAGAUUCUCUAGCAAAUAUCUGCCGUAUGCCCUGCUGGAUUUCGACAAGGUUCAGGUCUUUGUCAACUCGGUAUCAGGCAACCCGGAGAACCCGCUCUGGGCUGGCGACAACACUCAAUUCAAGUUCGAUGUUUCCAGAGUGACUGAGCUCGCCGUGCAUUUGUAUAUGCGCAACCCUAACGCAGCACCUGGAACUGGCCGCAGCCAAGACAUUUUCCUUGGCGUUGUGAGGAUUAACCCGCGGAUGGAAUCGAAGCGCCCAUUUGUUGAAGACCCAAAGGCAAGCAAGAAGGAUCGUGAAAAGGCCGCGGCAGAAUUCGCAGAGAAGGAACGGCAGGCAGGCCACAGUGGAGUCCAGUGGGCAGAUGUCCAGUAUGGUACUGGUAAACUCAAGAUCGGCGUUGAAUACGUUGAGAACGUUGCUGGCAAGCUGACCAUUGAGGAUUUUGAGCUGCUCAAGGUUGUUGGCAAGGGCAGCUUUGGCAAAGUCAUGCAGGUGCGCAAGAAGGACACAAACCGAAUUUACGCCCUCAAAACCAUCAGAAAAGCGCACAUCAUCUCGCGGUCUGAGGUUGCGCAUACACUUGCAGAGAGAUCUGUGCUCGCACAGAUUAACAACCCCUUCAUCGUGCCCCUCAAGUUCACUUUCCAGUCUCCAGAAAAGCUGUACUUUGUGUUGGCAUUCGUCAACGGUGGCGAGCUAUUCCACCACCUCCAGAUGGAGCAGCGCUUCGAUGUCAACCGCGCCCGAUUCUAUACGGCCGAGCUUCUCUGCGCACUGGAGUGUCUCCACGGCUUCAACGUCAUCUACAGAGAUUUGAAGCCUGAGAACAUUCUCCUUGACUACCAAGGCCACAUCGCUCUUUGCGACUUUGGUUUGUGCAAGUUGGACAUGAAGGAUGAGGACCGCACCAACACCUUCUGCGGUACCCCAGAGUAUCUGGCACCUGAGCUUCUCAUGGGUCAGGGCUACAACAAGACCGUGGAUUGGUGGACUCUCGGCGUCCUUUUGUACGAAAUGUUGACAGGACUUCCGCCAUUCUACGACGAGAACACCAACGAGAUGUACCGCAAGAUCCUUGGCGAGCCUCUGCACUUCCCCGGUCCCGAGGUUGUGCCUCCUGCUGCCAAGGAUCUACUUACAAAGCUCCUCAACCGAGAUCCGGCAGAGAGAUUGGGUGCUGGAGGCAGUGCCGAGAUCAAGGCUCACCCCUUCUUCCACGCCAUCGAUUGGAGAAAGCUACUUCAGCGAAAGUAUGAGCCUACUUUCAAGCCAAGUGUGGCCGAUGCACUUGACACCAAGAACUUUGACAAGGAAUUCACUAGAGAAGUGCCGCAAGACUCCUAUGUCGAGGGUCAGCCACUGUCCCAGACUGAUCAGGAGCAAUUCGUUGGCUUCAGUUACAACCGACCUUUCGCUCUUGGUGAGGCAGGCGGCAGUGUGAGGGACCCCAGUUUCGUGGGAAGCGUGCAAGACCGUCGACGAUAG
Pestalotiopsis fici W106-1 is the source of this 1917-nucleotide messenger RNA. RefSeq lists its product as uncharacterized. The coding region runs from base 1 to 1917 and encodes 638 amino acids. The record is from RefSeq and is a predicted model, not a curated record. Gene Ontology annotation, biological process: protein phosphorylation. Lineage: Eukaryota; Fungi; Ascomycota; Sordariomycetes; Amphisphaeriales; Sporocadaceae. Gene Ontology annotation, molecular function: ATP binding; protein serine/threonine kinase activity. The transcript is spliced from 4 exons.